AUGGACAGUGACAUUGAGUUCACUGUUCCAAAUGGAAAUCUGACUUUCCAGCGAGGGCAGGUCACCUAUUCCAUUCCGGAGGAAAUGGCAAAAGGCUCUUUAAUAGGUAACAUUGCUCGAGAUUUGGGUUUAGACGUCAAAAGGCUGAAGACGGGGAAAGCUCGCAUUUACACGGGAGACAGCGCUCAGUAUAUUGAGCUGAAUAGAGAACGAGGAGUCCUCCUUGUAAAAGAAAAAAUGGACCGCGAGGUGCUUUGCAAGCAAACGACGCCUUGUGCUUUGCACUUCCAAAUCACACUUGAGAAUCCGUUAGAAUUAUUCCCCAUCACCAUCCUGAUCCAGGACGCCAAUGACAAUGGCCCUCAGGUCCUGUACCCAGUCCAGACAGGCGGCUCGGUGCUGGCUGAAAUGGUUCCUCGUUCGGCAGAUGUGGGCUAUCUGGUGACAAAAGUGGUGGCUGUGGACGUAGACUCUGGACAGAAUGCCUGGCUCUCAUAUAAAGUGCACAAAGCCUCAGACAGAGCACUGUUUGAAGUGGGCCUCCACAAUGGAGAAGUAAGAACCGUCCGCCAAGUGACUGAUAAAGACGCUGUCAAGCAAAGACUGACUGUUGUAGUGGAGGACAAUGGGCAGCCUUCUCGUUCAGCUACAGUCAUUGUUAACGUGGCAGUGGCGGACAGCUUCCCUGAAGUGUUGUCUGAAUUCACAGACUUUAGCAUUCAUGACAAGGAAUACAAUGAGAAGCUGACCUUUUACUUAGUCUUGGCUUUAGCUGUGGUCUCCUUCCUCUUCAUCACCUGCUUGCUGCUUAUUAUAUCAGUCAAAGUGUACAGGUGGCGACAGUCUCGCAUCAUGUACCACUCCAACUUGCCUGUUAUUCCAUAUUAUCCGCCAAGAUACUCAGAUACUUUGGGAACAGGGACUCUACCGCACGUUUACAACUAUGAGGUGUGCAGGACCACUGACUCCAGAAAAAGUGACUGCAAAUUGGACAGGACUGCAAGUCAGAAUGUUCUGGUGAUGGACCCCAGUUGUACAGGGACCAUGCAGAAGAUUUAUAGGGAAAAGAAUAUCCUGGAUGAACCUGACUCUCCUCUGGAGCACCACGGAUAG
This is a messenger RNA of Nerophis lumbriciformis (worm pipefish), 1113 nucleotides long. Lineage: Eukaryota; Metazoa; Chordata; Actinopteri; Syngnathiformes; Syngnathidae. The record is from RefSeq and is a predicted model, not a curated record.